This is a messenger RNA of Oncorhynchus kisutch (coho salmon), 1763 nucleotides long. Its product is annotated as ubiquitin carboxyl-terminal hydrolase 37-like. Gene Ontology annotation, molecular function: cysteine-type deubiquitinase activity. Gene Ontology annotation, cellular component: nucleus; cytosol. The coding region runs from base 24 to 809 and encodes 261 amino acids. The record is from RefSeq and is a predicted model, not a curated record. The transcript has 10 exons. Gene Ontology annotation, biological process: G1/S transition of mitotic cell cycle; protein deubiquitination. NCBI's taxonomy places the organism in Eukaryota, Metazoa, Chordata, Actinopteri, Salmoniformes, Salmonidae.
CUAAUAUUGGCAACACCUGCUUCAUGAACUCUGCUCUGCAGUGCCUGCUGGGGCUGCCAGCAUUUUGCAGAGACAUCCUGAGACAGCAGAACAUCUGGAUUUCCUCCCCCUCCUCUAAACUGCUAUGCUGCUUUGCCAAGUUACAUCAGGCCAGGCUUUCUGGAGGCACUGUUAAUGCUAAGAACAAGGAAAAUAAGAAAAUCCUUCAAACAGUCAAGCGCUGUCUUUCCGUUGUCAAUGAGGACUAUGAGGAAGACUAUGAACAGGAUGCCCAUGAAUGUGUGUUGCUCCUCCUCCUUCAGCUGAAGGAGGAGGGUAUGGCAUUAAAGGGCUCACCAGAGCCAUACACCUGCCCCGUGAAGCAGUUAGAAUUCAAGCUGAAGACUUCCCGUACCUGCACCAGCUGUGGAGUUAUAGUGUAUGGUCAUGAGGAUUAUAAUCACCUGUCACUGAGCCUGAGCCAUUACCUGCCACACAGCCUGGACCUCUACUUUAAGCCAUCUGCGUUAGAGUGUGCAUGCAGGGUGUGCUCAGGCAGCACAGCAUCUGUGACUAGGCACUUCCUCACGCUGCCCCGGGUCCUAAUGCUUCAUAUCAAGCGAUUUACUGCAGGCGACUGGGAGCCAGAGAAGUUGGAUGAUCCCAUGUCCAUCCCUGCAGAAAUAACCCUCCCAGCCGUAUGUGGGAAGACAGCCCAUGUCCAGUAUGGAGCCAGGGCAAGCUCCCUGGGGAGAAACAACAUGGACAACACACCUGCAAACUCCCCGAAAGGCACCUUUGAUAGACCAGGUAAGACAUUGUGUUACUGACUUCAUGCAGAACACCCUCUCAUGAAACAGGACUGUUGAGGAAAGCAAGUCGGAAGCUGAAGUUAAGAGUAUAUUUGUUGAUGGGUUUCCACUUCACUUUCUGGUUUGUAUUUACACUAUAUUUGAUAUACCCCCACCAGCUUCAAAUUCCUCUGACCAGCUAGAGAAACCAGCUGACAGUGAGAAAAAGCAGCAGGCAGCCGGUGUGAGACACCAGCCAGACAAUAUCUACAAAUUGUCAAGUGUGAUCUCACAUCUGGGAGACAACAUGUAUACAGGCCACUACAUCAGUGAUGUUUUGGACAGCCGUGGCAGUGGGUGGCUCUGCCUGGAUGACGCACAUGUCUUGAGGACAGAUGAGGCCACUGUGCUGAAGGAGAUUGCACAGACUGCCUACAUCCUGUUCUAUGUCUGCAGACAUUGUAUGUACAUGUAAGAUCUCCCUGUCAUUUCUCAUUGAAGUGGAGCAGGUGAAGGAGACCAGGCCCCUCACUACCAGGAGAAGCACCAGGAGAACCCAUCAUUAAACUCAGGGAGAGGCACAGCGCUCAGGGACCACCUGGAGUAGCACGUACCACACACCAAGAAACAUCAGAUUAAUCGAAUUAGGCUGCCCUACACCACCAUCAACUGCCUUAGACCACCAUCAAGCUGCCUUAGACCACCAUCAAGCUGCCCUACACCCCCAUCAGACUGCCCUACUGCACCAUCAAGCUGCCCUAUACCACCAUCAAGCUGCCCUAGACCACCAUCAAGCUGCCUUACACCACCAUCAAGCUGCCCUACACCACCAUCAAGCUGCCUUAGAACACCAUCAACUGCCUUAGACCACCAUCAAGCUGCCCUACACCACCAUCAAGCUGCCCUAGACCACCAUCAAGCCUCCCUACACCACCAUCAAGCUGCCCUACUCCACCAUCAAGAAGCCCUAUACCACCAUCAAGCUGCCCUUAA